AUGUCGGACGAGGAAAGAGAAGAAGUCUCUGUAGCUCAAGAGGAGCUCGAUGAUUUAUUUGGCGAGAGUGGAGGUGAAGACCAAGACCAAGACCAAGACCAAGAAACCAAAAGUGAUUCAGAAGAGCAGCAGUCACAAUCGACGUCGAAAAGAAAUCGAGUAGACUAUGAUUCGCAGAAUGAGGGGUCUAAUGAUGAUGAUGAAGAAGAAGAAGAAGAAGAAGUUGAAAAGAAAGUGUUGGAGAUCUCAUUGCCACGUCAUGCUGUGAGUCUGAUAUCUGAAGGCACUAAGAUAUUGAAAACACCGGCUCAUUUGAAGAUCGAGCCUCGUCCAUUUGACCCCAACAAGUUUAAGGACGAGGUGGAAUACAAGAUGCAGGAAAGAAAAGAGCAAGGAUUAACCUCAAAACAGAUAUACAAUGAGCAACUAGCGGAGAAAUUGAUCAAUGAAACCACCAUUAGAUGGAGAUAUCACAAUUCUGGAAAUGACGAGAUUAUCAAACAAUCGAAUGCCCAUUUUGUCCAAUGGAACGAUGGAAGUGUAAGUUUAAAGAUUGGAAAUGAGAUGUUUGAUGUCAAGAGUUUACCAGUGGUAGACAACCUUUUGGUUCGGUCUCAUAAGACUGCAGAGUUUUUGCAAACGGACUCUAUUAUUGAACUGAAUAUCAACUUGCUUCCUGCAUCGACCAAUUCGAUACACAAGAGAUUGUUGCAGGUGAUGAAGAACGUGCAGUUUAAGGACAAAAUUUUGAGUACCACAACAGAAGUGGAUCCGUUGAUGAAGCAAAGGAUUGAAGAUGAGAAUGAGAAGAAGAAAUUGAAGAUGAAGAGGAUGUUGGAGGCAAAGAGACGUUUGCAAGAGCAGAAAUGGGAGAGAGGCGAUAGUCCUGCUGUUGGCGGAUCCCGUGCAUAUAGUGCUUACGCUGAUGAAGACGAAGACGACGAUGAUUAUGGUGUAGGUGGUGGCCGUGGUGGAGCAGCUGAAGAGUAUGACGAAGAGGAUGAUUUUGUUGCUGGAGAUGAAGAAGAGGUGGAGCAAUAUGACGAUGAAGACGAAGAGGAGGAAGAAGAAGAGGUAGAAGAGCAAGAAGAGGAGUUUGAGAAAGGUGCAGAGAGAUUGAGGAAAUUGAAAGAGGAAGGAGCUGCGCGGUACAGAGAAGCCUCUGUUGAGGAGGAGACUCGGAAACGAAGGAGAAUUAUUGACAGUGACGAGGACGAUGAAUAG
Lodderomyces elongisporus is the source of this 1224-nucleotide messenger RNA. RefSeq lists its product as uncharacterized. Gene Ontology annotation, biological process: positive regulation of transcription elongation by RNA polymerase II; transcription elongation by RNA polymerase II. Lineage: Eukaryota; Fungi; Ascomycota; Pichiomycetes; Serinales; Debaryomycetaceae. Gene Ontology annotation, cellular component: nucleus; Cdc73/Paf1 complex. Gene Ontology annotation, molecular function: RNA polymerase II C-terminal domain phosphoserine binding. The transcript has a single exon. Bases 1 to 1224 code for a protein of 407 amino acids. The record is from RefSeq and is a predicted model, not a curated record.